GCGUAUUGAUACACUUACGAAUCCUCGCUGAAGUUCAUUUUGCUUUUGUUGUUCUCCGUUUAAGGCAGUUUGAGUUUGUGAUUAUUGUAAUUAUGGCUCAGUCUCGAGUCACAGAUUAUUUCUCUCAGAGGAAACACAGCGGCAUCGAAACAGAGACGAAGGGUAAAGGACCGAAAACUACGGCGCGACACAGAAGCGUGUUCGUGGACGAACCGAGAACAAGAACACGGUCUAAAAACACCGAUAAACCCGCGUCUUCCAACUCCGUCCACGAAGAGUUCUUGCGGGUCAUCGAGGAGGCGUCUGGAACUCACGGAGGACAGACGAAGAAUGCCGCAGCCACCCCUUCCAGGCUCCGGACACAGAAGCGCCCCUCGGCCGACGCCGGCUGCGAAGCAAUUGAUCUCGGCGCCACGAUGUUAAGCACCACCACCGAGCACAGCACGCCGAAGAGACGGCGGCUGGAGGUCAAAACCAACACAACGAGGAUUGCCGAGAAGAAACUGAACUUCUGCAGAGACAGUGGGGCGGUAGAACAGACUGCAGAGUUGAGUGGUGUGGCUAAGCCUGCUGUACAUCUCCCUGCUAAUCCUGGGACACAGGGCAGCAUCUCGCCACAUGGAAGCCAAAACACCCUGCAUUCAGCUAAAGGGACUGGCAAAACAACGGCCUUGUCUAAAAAUGAUGUUGCAGCACUCAGGUCACGUCUUCAUAAGAUCAAGAAACAAGCAGAGAAACUGUCUAGUGCUGCACCUCCUUCCUCUUCCUGCUCCACUGUCUCCAUACCAGAGAAAAAGCCCCUGUCCAGAACCCCAGACUCCACCACAGCUGAAGCUGUCGGCCUGAAGGCCACCAUAGCACGGGCUAAGGAGCUAGCCGUCAUCCAAAAGAAGAAGAAAACUGAGAAAGAGGACAGAAAUCAGACAGACUCACAUCCACAGGACAGUGAUCAAGUUCCAGCCUACCAGCGCUACCAUACUUUAGCCCAGCCGGCGGCACCAGGCCUGACCUUACCUUACCAGUACAAGCUGCUGGCGGAGAUGUUCAGGUGUCUGGACACGAUCGUUGGCAUGCUUUACAACCGGUCAGAGAUCAUUACAUUCGCCAAGGUCAAACAAGGAGUUCAAGACAUGAUGCGCAAGCGUUUUGAGGAGAGUCAUCUGGGCCAGAUAAAGACAGUGUUUCCUGAUGCCUACACUUUUAGACAAGAGAAGAACAUUCCCAACUUCAGCUGCAACAUUAAGAAGGGCAGCUACCAGCUUACACUGGAUCCUGUCAUCCAUUCAGACCAGAAUGAAGCUCGUCCUCUCCUGUUAGCCUCUCGACUCGUGGGGAGAAGAUGCAUCUUCCACCAGAAUCUGGUCUCUAUCGUCAAACAGCACCACAAGAAUUUCCUGUCCUCACUGGUUCCUCCAAUGUUUGUACCAGAAGACAAGCUGACCCGCUGGCAUCCUCGCUUCAAUGUGGACACGGUGCCGGCGGUCCAGAUCAGUCCACUGCCUCAGCCGCCACAUGCUGGGAAACUCUCCACGGCACAGGAGGUCCUAGACAAGGCCCGUUCCCUCAUGACACCCAAGAUGGAGAAGGCCCUCGCUCAAAUGGCUUUAAAAAUGGAGGAAGCAGUAGCCAGUAAAGAGUCAGACCUGGAUUCUACCCUGACCUCCUCAACUGUUACCCCUACAGCUGCCCCCCCUGAGGUUCAGGUCCCAAGUGCUCUUAAAGGAGUGUCCCAGUCUCUGCUGGACAGGAUUCGGGCAAAAGAGGCCCAGAAGCUGCAGGUGGCCAUGACUCGGGAUCCCGCCAAAGAGGAGCGUCUCCUGAUGAUGUCACGGCUUGGCGACCUGGCCAGGUUUCUGCGCAACCUCUUUGUUUCAGAGAAGAAACCAGCUCUGGUGAUAGAACUGGUCUGUACCAGGAUGGUGGCUAGCUACGGGCCUGCUCUAAGCACAGGUGAGAUGGAGAAGCACAUCCAUAUGCUGGCAGAGCUGGCUCCUGAUUGGUUGACAAUUCAUAAAAUCAGGAAGGAUUUCUACCUGAAGCUGGAUAAGAACAUGGAGCUGAACGAUGUUGUGAACAAACUGAACACCCGACUCAGAGAAGCGGAGCGAGUCUGAGGACGUUUUUACUGUUCCUUCUUAAAAUGAAUAGCAGAAGUACAAUGGAGAUACCUUUAACAUCAAUACUAGGUACCAAUGAGAAUUUAACAAGAUUUUUAGCGCUCAGUUUGGGGGACAACAGAGACUUGACCACCUGAGCCAAAUUUUAGUUUUAAAUCCAUUUUUGGGAUUGACUGGUCUUGUCUGAUGUAACUGAAAAGAUUGGAUUUUCUCCUGUGUUGCACUCUGUACCGACAAGAAAGCUUUCAAGUAAACUUUCAAGUAAAGAGGGAGGUUUUCAAAUGUCAUCUAUUUUGGGGUUUUUUUUUUUUUACAUCAGAUGUUGUUCAGUUUAGUAUUUUUUAAACAAAUUUGACACUUUGCUCUACAGUCCAGAAAUAAUGUUUGAUGGCGAUCAAUCUUUCUAGUAAAAAUGAAUGUCUGAAACUACUUUCAUCUUCAAUUUUAAAUUCCUCAGUUCAAAAUGCUGUUCAGUAAUUCUAAUGCCUACACUGAAAGGUAACAUUAAAAUCUCGGAAUAGAUUUUUUUUUUUUUCCUUGAUGGGAAGGCAGACAUAUUUGGUCUUGGCACACAGUUCCUAGUU
Messenger RNA from Lampris incognitus (smalleye Pacific opah), 2701 nucleotides. RefSeq names its product chromatin licensing and DNA replication factor 1 (gene cdt1). The transcript is spliced from 10 exons. Gene Ontology annotation, cellular component: nucleus. Gene Ontology annotation, molecular function: DNA polymerase binding; DNA binding. The record is from RefSeq and is a predicted model, not a curated record. Lineage: Eukaryota; Metazoa; Chordata; Actinopteri; Lampriformes; Lampridae. Bases 93 to 2114 code for a protein of 673 amino acids. Gene Ontology annotation, biological process: mitotic cell cycle; regulation of DNA-templated DNA replication initiation; DNA replication preinitiation complex assembly.